Peromyscus eremicus (cactus mouse) is the source of this 2949-nucleotide messenger RNA. It is a transcript of the gene Dspp, whose product is annotated as dentin sialophosphoprotein. The record is from RefSeq and is a predicted model, not a curated record. Gene Ontology annotation, biological process: dentinogenesis; odontoblast differentiation. Gene Ontology annotation, cellular component: nucleus; cytoplasm. The transcript has 5 exons. Gene Ontology annotation, molecular function: collagen binding. The coding region runs from base 1 to 2949 and encodes 982 amino acids. NCBI's taxonomy places the organism in Eukaryota, Metazoa, Chordata, Mammalia, Rodentia, Cricetidae.
AUGAAAAUGAAGAUAAUUAUAUAUGUUUGCAUUUGGGCAGCCGCAUGGGCCAUUCCACUUCCUCAAAUCAUACCAUUGGAAAGACGCAUUGUUGAAAAAUCUGUGAAUGUACCUUUUCUAGCACACUCAGGAACUCCAGCACAGAAUGAGUUGUAUGUCAAUAACACCGUUAAGGACAGUAGUGACCCCCUGAAAGGGAGUGACAUAGGAAGACAAGUGUAUACCGAGGGCGGCUACGAAAGAGAAGGGAAUGGCUCUGAGUCAACGGACGCAGGAGGGACAAAUUCUACACGGCCCAUUUUAGCAAAUGAACAGGGGAACAUUGCAGAUGAAAAUGAGGAUGUGGAAACUCAUGGUCGUGAUGAGAUACAUGCGAAAGGAGAGAACAGCACAGCAAAGGACAUCAGCAGCCAAGGAAGCAUCACCGAAAACGCCAGAGAGGCAAAGGAGAGUAAUGUCGAUGGACACGCUGGUCAGGACACAAAAACUGGGGGUGCUGAUGAUGCGAGCCGGGAUGGAGAUGCCACCCUUGUCCAGGGAAGUGGACCUCAAGUAGCUGGAAGCGAGGAUAGUACAAACCAUGAGGUUGGCGUACAUGGGGACGGGGUUGGUACCCAUGAAACAACACCUCCGAGAGAAGAGGAGGGCAGUGGGAACAAGGGGGCUGAGAUAACACCAAGCACUGAGGAUGAUCCUGGUUUGGAUACUGAUGGGAGUCCCAGCGGGGAUGGGGAAAACGGGGAUGAGGACAUGGGCUCUGGUGGUGAUGAGGGUACAGAAGCAGGAGAUGACAAGGGCGGCCACGAUGUCAGUCAGGGCCAGGAGGACCAGUCUCAUCAGGGGAAACAGGACAACAGAGGUCAGAGUUCAGUUAGUAGUGAGGAUGACAACUCUGAAGAGAAAGAAGACUCCCCAGGUGGGUGUGAUGGAGACAACACCUCUAGCAGCGAGGAGAACGAUGGUCUCGAAGAAGGCAAUGGCAGCCAGGCUGUGCAAGGAAACCAGAAGCUCAGUCACAAAGGCAGCGGAGGUCCAGACGGCGGAGUCACCUGCCAGUCAGAAGCGUGUCCUCUUGGGAAGAGCCAAGACCAGGGCAUAGAGACUGGAGGAAACAGCGCAGGCACCACAAGGAAUGUCACCAAAGAAUCUGGGAAACACAGUGAAAAUCAAGAGAGCAAUGGGCGCCAGGGGAAGGAGGUGGACCAAAGGAACAGCCCGAGGCCAGGGGAGCCUGGCCGGCCUCAAGGGCCCGUGGGGGACUCAGAAGCCCCGAGCAAAACGGGGCGCAGCAAGGUAGUGAGCGGCAGCAACAGCGACGUGCGCGACAGCUACGACUUCGAUGACAAGUCCAUGCAAGGAGACGAGCCCAACAGCAGCGACGAGUCUACCGGAAGUGACGGUGCCAGCUCAGAAGGCGACAGUGAGAGUGGCGGCCGCGGGGACGCUUCCCCCAGCUCUGAGGAGUCAAGAGACGCCAGCCACGGCAGUGACUCCGACGGGGGCGAUGAGGACAGCAGCGACGACGGCACAUCUGAUGCCGAGGACAGCGACAGUGAGGACAGUGACGGGGACAGUGAGAGCGAUGACAAGGACGAGUCGGAAAGCAGUGACAGUGAGAGCAGUGAUGGCAGUGACAGCGACAGUGACAGCAGUGACAGUGACAGCAGUGACAGUGACAGCAGCAGUGACAACAGUGACAGUGACAGUGACAGCAGCAGUGACAGCAGUGACAGUGACAGUGACAGCAGCGACAGUGACAGUGACAGCAGUGACAGUGACAGUGACAGCAGCAGUGACAGCAGUGACAGUGACAGCAGCAGUGACAGCAGUGACAGUGGCAGCAGUGACAGCAGUGACAGUGACAGUGACAGCAGUGACAGUGACAGUGACAGCAGCAGUGACAGUGACAGCAGUGACAGUGAUAGUGACAGUGACAGCAGCAGUGACAGCAGUGACAGCAGUGACAAUGACAGCAGCAGUGACAGUGACAGUGACAGCAGCAGUGACAGUGACAGUGACAGCAGCAGUGACAGCAGUGACAGCAGUGACAGUGACAGUGACGGCAGUGACAGCAGCAGUGACAGUGACAGUGACAGUGACAGCAGUGACAGCAGUAACAGUGACAGUGAUGGCAGUGACAGCAGCAGUGACAGUGACAGUGACAGCAGCAGUGACAGUGACAGCAGCAGUGACAGUGACAGCAGUGACAGCAGUGACAGCAGCAGUGACAGUGACAGCAGUGACAGUGACAGCAGCAGUGACAGUGACAGCAGUGACAGCAGUGACAGUGACAGUGACAGCAGUGACAGCAGUGACAGCAGUGACAGCGACAGUGACAGCAGCAGUGACAGCAGUGACAGCAGUGACAGUGACAGCAGCAGUGACAGCAGUGACAGCAGUGACAGCAGUGACAGCAGUGACAGUGACAGCAGUGACAGUGACAGCAGUGACAGCAGUGACAAUGACAGCAGUGACAGUGACAGCAGUGACAGCAGUGACAGUGAAAGCAGUGACAGCAGUGACAGUGACAGUGACAGUGACAGCAGUGACAGCAGUGACAGCAGUGACAGCAGUGACAGCAGUGACAGUGACAGUGACAGCAGUGACAGCAGUGACAGCAGUGACAGCAGUGACAGCAGUGACAGUGACAGUGACAGCAGUGACAGUGACAGCAGUGACAGUGACAGUGACAGCAGUGACAGUGACAGCAGUGACAGUGACAGCAGUGACAGCAGUGACAGCAGUGACAGUGACAGCAGUGACAGUGACAGCAGUGACAGCAGUGACAGCAGUGACAGCAGUGACAGUGACAGCAGUGACAGUGACAGUGACAGCAGUGACAGUGACAGUGACAGCAGUGACAGUGACAGCAGCAGUGACAGUGACAGCAACAGUGACAGCGACAGUGACAGUGACAGUGACAGCGACCACUCAACCAGUGACGACUAG